AUGCUGCGUUUCCUCCACCUCGCCAGUUUCAUACACGCAGGGCACGUUCUACAGCUCUAUCGAUCCAAGGCAUCAGACGCGGAACGGGCCUUAUGGCAAUCCAUGGCGCCCUGGCAAGCGUCCCGGGAAUCAGACGACGAUUCUUCGUCCACAUCCUCGAGCUGGAAGACUUGCUCGAACUCUGUGCCUUCAAGGUCUUCCUCGGUUUCAUCCGCCAGGUUGCUGCAUCGGUGGAUCUUCUUGGGCACGGCGCUUGUCGAUCUCCUCAACGACAGCCUGCAGCUGCUCAUCAGUGAGCCGGUCAACGGUGUGGCUGCCUCUUUCCGGGGAGCUUCGGAUUCUUUUGUCGGCGUCGACAAGACCAAGGUGGCAGGCAGCAGCUUUCUCUAUCACAUCCAGGAAGUCCUCGAUGGCGGGCAAGUCAGCAUGGAGCCAGCACAGUGGCUUUGUGGGCCAUUCUCUUCUUUGAUAACUUCCGGUACAGCUUCGGAAUCAGUCCCCUGGAUGCCAGGAGACGACGUCAUGGAGCCCACUCCCGGAGCCAUCGUGCUGGACUACUUACUGCAGUCUCCUGAUCCAGUGCGUGUUCCGAAGCGUGCUCAUAAUCAAUGCACGCGACUAGUCCUCCUCUUCGAAUUCUUCUUCAUAGCUUUCCUGCGCUUGCGGCCUUUCUUAGCUGAGGUGGUCUCUUCGUGGGUGUUGCCACCAUCGGGCAGCAACGGGCUCCAGCCAGCAAGGCAAUGUGAACCGCUCCACAGCCUUGAGCUUCCGGAGGUCCUCCAUGACCUGGUCUUUGAGAACCAUCUGCUCCGGCUUCGCCGCCUUCUUCGCUUUCUUUCCCUUCUUUCGAGCUUUGGCUGGGCUUCGACUGGCUUCGAGAUGUGGACUUAUAAGAAAGGAAACGAUGGCGUAACACGUGUGGUCCUCUUCCGAGUCCGGAAUGUCAAUUGGUUGCACGUGCAAGUUCACAUACAGAACCUCCAGAUCACUGUCGUCAUCAUCACCCUCUUGGUCGGGAUCCUUCAUAGGAUCAGAGAAUCCUUGGUUGCAUAUGCGCAGGACACCUGCUUUUCCAAAAUGAGUCAUGAUGAGACACAAAAACUCAAAAUGACGAACGGAGCAGCCUUCCAUGUGGACUUGGGUCUCCAUGUUGUCCGGGGCCUCGAAUUUUUUCCUGGAAAGAGCGACAGCAUCGAAAUCAUGAAGUCGUAG
Molecule: messenger RNA, 1212 nt
Organism: Symbiodinium natans
Lineage: Eukaryota; Dinophyceae; Suessiales; Symbiodiniaceae
Source: the annotation of a GenBank genome assembly